Molecule: messenger RNA, 919 nt
Organism: Hibiscus syriacus
Lineage: Eukaryota; Viridiplantae; Streptophyta; Magnoliopsida; Malvales; Malvaceae
Product: germin-like protein subfamily 1 member 13
Exons: 2
Coding region: 53-730 (225 amino acids)
Cellular component (GO): cell wall
Molecular function (GO): manganese ion binding
Source: RefSeq, a predicted model, not a curated record
AGCAACAAAUCUUAGAAGAAUUGAAUCAAAUUCAAGACUGCUGCUUACAACAAUGAAAGGUGUUGGAUUCCUUGUAGCAUUUGUCCUGUUGGCUUUGGCUUCCAAACUUGCCUCAGCAUCAGAUCCCAGCCCUCUUCAGGAUUUCUGUGUAGCAGUUAAUGAUGCUAAAGAUGGCGUUUUUGUUAAUGGCAAGUUGUGCAAGGACCCAAAGCUUGCUGUCCCAGAAGACUUCUUCCUUCAAGGGCUUAACAUUCCAGGAAAUACAUCAAACCCAGUAGGAUCCAUGGUCACUCCAGCCAAUGUUCAACAAAUACCAGGGCUCAACACUCUCGGCAUUUCUCUCGUUCGAAUCGACUAUGCACCUUAUGGAGGCCUAAACCCUCCUCACACCCACCCUCGUGCCACCGAAAUUCUAGUCGUCGUGGAGGGCACUCUUUACGUCGGCUUCGUUACAUCCAACCCGGAGAACCGUCUCUUCACAAAAGUCCUGUACCCCGGAGAUGUCUUCGUGUUCCCGGUCGGCCUCAUCCACUUCCAGUUCAACAUAGGGCACACCAAUGCAGUUGCCUUUGCUGGUCUCAGUAGCCAAAACCCAGGUGUUAUCACCAUUGCAAAUGCAGUGUUCGGCUCAGACCCGGCAAUCAAUCCCGACGUUCUUGCCAAGGCCUUCCAGCUGGAUAAGAAUAUCGUUAAGCAACUUCAGUCCCGGUUCUGGUGGGAUAACAACUAGAGGAAUGAAUUUCUAAACCCCAUGAAACCUACAUAGUAGGCUGGCUAAUUAUUUUCUGGAUAAUGUUGGACUUGUUUCUGUCGUUCAACUCAGUAUUCCUUGUUGAAAUAUUGAGAAAUAAACAAGUUUCUUAUGUACUUUGCUUUUGGUCGUAUAAUAAUAUGGUGUCUUCCAAUGACAAUUUAUUUA